AUGACAACACCAUCAUCAUCAUCAUAUGCAACAACAGUUUGUCCAGUUGCACAUAAUAUUAAUGGAACAAAUACAGAAAAAAUAUUAAAUAUUGAAGAAAUUGAACAAUUUACAAAUCCAUUACCAUAUAGUGAAGUUCCAGGACCAAAACCGAUACCAAUAUUAGGGAAUACAUGGAGAUUAAUGCCAAUUAUUGGACAAUAUUCAAUAGCUGAUAUUGGUAAAUUAUCAUUUUUAUUACGUGAAACUUAUGGUGAUAUUGUUAAAUUUAGUGGUCUUAUGGGAAGACCAGAUCUUUUAUUCAUUUAUGAUGCUGAUGAAAUUGAAAAGUGCUAUAGAAAUGAAGGACCAACACCAUUUCGUCCAUCAAUGCCAAGUUUAGUUAAAUAUAAAAGUGUUGUAAGAAAAGAUUUCUUUGGUGAUUUACCAGGAGUAGUUGGAGUACAUGGUGAACAAUGGCGUGAAUUUCGUUCUCGUGUUCAAAAACCAAUAUUACAAUUAUCAACUGUUAGACGAUAUUUGGCACCAUUAGAAGAAGUAACAGAAGAAUUUAUAUUAAGAUGUCAACAAUUAUUAGAUGAUAAUAUGGAAUUGCCAGAUGAUUUUGAUAAUGAAAUUCAUAAAUGGUCACUCGAAUGUAUUGGUCGUGUUGCACUUGAUACACGUUUAGGUUGUUUAAAACCAAAUCUAUCACCAGAUUCUGAACCACAACAAAUAAUUAAUGCAGCUAAAUAUGCAUUAAGAAAUGUUGCAACAUUAGAAUUAAAAGCACCAUAUUGGAGAUAUUUUCCGACACCAUUAUGGACAAAAUAUGUUAAUAAUAUGAAUUUCUUUGUAGAAGUAUGUAUGAAAUAUAUUAAAGAUGCUAAACAGAGAAUGAAAUCAAAAGAUCAAGAAAAAUUAAAUGAUGUUGAACCAUCUUUAUUAGAGAAAGUUAUGAGAACUGAAAAAGAUGAUAAAAUUGCAACAAUUAUGGCAUUAGAUUUAAUUUUAGUUGGAAUUGAUACAAUAUCGAUGGCAGUUUGUUCAAUUCUAUAUCAAUUAGCAAUUCAUCCAACUGAACAAGAAAAAUUAUAUGAAGAAUUAAUAAAAAUUUUACCAGAUCCAAAUAUUCCACUUACAAUAUCAUUAUUAGAUAAAAUGCAUUAUUUAAAAGCAUUUAUUAAAGAAGUUUUUAGAACACAUAGUACAGUUAUUGGAAAUGGUCGAACAUUACAAGAAGAUACAAUUAUAUCUGGAUAUAAAAUUCCGAAAGGAGUUCAAGUAGUAUUUCCAACAUUAGUAACUGGUAAUAUGGAAGAAUAUGUUACAAAUGCAAAUGAAUUUAAACCGGAACGUUGGUUAAAAUCAAAUCAAGGUGGUAUUGAUGGUAAAUUACAUCCAUAUUGUAGUUUACCAUAUGGUUUUGGUGCUAGAAUGUGCUUAGGUAGACGAUUUGCUGAUUUAGAAAUGCAAGUGUUAUUAGCAAAAUUACUAAGAAAUUAUAAAUUAGAAUAUCAUCAUAAGCCUUUGAAAUAUGCAGUAACAUUCAUGUAUGCACCGGAUGGGCCACUCAAAUUUAAAAUGAUGAAACGAUAAAUUUUUAAUUUUUUUUCUGUUAUUUUUUGUAUCAGUAAAAUUUUUUAUUUUCGAAAUUAUUAAAUACUUAAGAAUAAUAAAAAUAUAGCUAAAAUUUAUUAUAAUAUGAAUAAGAAAUUAUAUUAUAGGUUAUCCAUGCAAUUAAAUAUUAAUUAUUG
Molecule: messenger RNA, 1736 nt
Organism: Condylostylus longicornis
Lineage: Eukaryota; Metazoa; Arthropoda; Insecta; Diptera; Dolichopodidae
Gene: Cyp301a1
Product: probable cytochrome P450 301a1, mitochondrial
Exons: 10
Coding region: 1-1578 (525 amino acids)
Molecular function (GO): oxidoreductase activity, acting on paired donors, with incorporation or reduction of molecular oxygen; iron ion binding; monooxygenase activity
Source: RefSeq, a predicted model, not a curated record